AGAGAGAGAGAGAGGGGGAGAGAGGGAGAGAGGGAGACGAGAGCUCUGAUAAACAACAACACAGCUCUCGGAAGCCGCUUCUACCGGAUUCGGCUCCAAACUGCGGCCUCAGCGAAGAAGAGGCGGCGGGGACUUUCUCUGGGUUCUUGGCUGCGUUUUGUCGUCUGUUGUCAUACAUUCAUUGUUGAAUGCCAUUGCGGAAGUGAGAGGCUUUUCGACACGACGCAAAGCUCCGUGUGUGCGGACAUCUAGUGGCCAAACAGGAGAAAGCCGUCCUGUGGACAUGUACGGAGCUUCAGGAAUCCCCGAGCUCAUCCCUCCCAGCGGGCCACCCCGGCAGCCCGGUCCGGCUGGACAGUACAACCCGGGGCACCCACAGGUCAGCGGCCACGGCGGCGGGCCCAACCCUCAGAGACUCGGGCAGAGGGCGCCCAAACUGGGCCAAAUCGGCCGGUCAAAGAAAGUGGACUUGGACGAUGAAGACCUGGACGACAUCAUGAACAACAACGGGCAGUGUCCUGUUUCCCUUUCUCCCAUCUCCUAAACUUCACCAUGAAGUGCCAAAUGAAAAAGGUUAAAUAUGAAAUCCCCUGGGAAGGCCAAACCUCAGUCAGUGAUCUUGACCUUGAUCCUGUCAAGUGUCCUACUGAAGUGUCCGAUGGCUCAACGCGGCAUAAAACCGGCUCAUUUAGUGCCAGCUGAAGCCGAGUCUUUGAUUGUACAUAAUGUUUAUUUAACUUAACUUUUGGUCAUACUGUGAAUUAAUUGUACCACAUCGGCCCCCCCUCCCCACUUUGCACCUCAGUGGGUGGCAGAUUAUGAGGACUGGAGAAGGGUUUGGAUAAAGAAUGUCUAUAUUUUUUCAGAGCGUCUUAAUAAGGGCUAUAUUUCUAAAGUUGCACUGAGCAAAGGGUCAGAUGUAAAUCAGCCUCUCGCUGCCUGUUCACUGGUGAAGGUUUCUGAUUUUUCUGUGCAAUGGUUGUGAGAGGGAACAUACGCCUGUUAAUGUGUAUCACACAGGUAAAACAUUAAGCUUUGGUUGUGCAAUGACUAUCAUUCUCUACUCUCACAGUGAUGCAAGUGAUGUACUAUUUUCCAGUGGAUGAAAGCUUGCUAUUUAUAGAAGAAGAAGAAGAAAAAAAAAUGACUGCAGCUAAUUAUUUUUUUUUUAUUUUUUUUCAGAACUUGAGAUGUGUGUGUUGUCAUGGCUUCUACAUGGUUUUUACUUGUUUGUGAAUGGAUAUUGCUUCUGUCAUCUGUAACUGAGAUUUAUUGUGUUUCCAAAUAGUGCACUUUGUGGGAAUGCCUGUUAUGUGCAGUGACAUGUUACAGAAUUCUAUGCAUGGAGUCUGUUCAAAAGCAUCAGGACAUGUAACUGGUAUAUCCUGUUAUUAAGGGCUACUGCGUGUAGUAGUAUUUCAGACCACGCCACCGGUUUUCUCUUUAGAUCAUGCUGAGUCAGCUUGGGCUCAUUGUUUGCUUGGGCUGCAGACUCAGCAGUAAAGUAUCACAACACAACAACAGCACAUUUCUGGAGGUUGUGUUUGUUUUCAAUGGCAUGUUGAUCAAAAGGACAGGUGUCAACGUUUGCGGUGGGGCGGGUGGGGGGCUGGGUAGAAAUGCCAAAGGAUAUUUGAUGCUGAAUCAGAUUGACACAACACAUGUUUGUGAGCUACAGGCGCAUAGCGUCAGUGUGUCUUUAAGGUGUAGACUGACCACUAAAAUAUAAUGUCUGCCUUUACAAUUACAGUAUGAGACGAUGAAAACAAGCAGCCUAUGAUUUGCUCUUAUUGCUGAGACAAUCCUAACAGUUUUUUUUUUUUUUUUGGUGGUUUAAAGAUUUGCUGUGGACUUUGGAAUGACAUCAUGUCAUCUCUGCAAUGUCAUUUUAAAGAUUUGUUACUUAUCUGUGAAAUUGGGAACUGGUUCACUCCGCAUCAUGAAAGCACACCAUCUCACAGCUCAUUCUCGGACUCGGAUCAUUGUUUUGAUCCCGUUCUCAUUUGCAUGAAAGUGGUCAACUUUUUUGUAAUAUGCAUCUCGAGAAAUAAAAGAAGAAUCUUUGUGCAGCCUCA
Solea senegalensis (Senegalese sole) is the source of this 2075-nucleotide messenger RNA. RefSeq lists its product as uncharacterized. The record is from RefSeq and is a predicted model, not a curated record. The transcript is spliced from 3 exons. Lineage: Eukaryota; Metazoa; Chordata; Actinopteri; Pleuronectiformes; Soleidae. The coding region runs from base 284 to 544 and encodes 86 amino acids. Gene Ontology annotation, biological process: negative regulation of protein kinase activity. Gene Ontology annotation, molecular function: calcium-dependent protein kinase inhibitor activity; protein kinase binding.